CUAGUGAAGAUCCAUUUAUAACCUAGAAAAAUCAAAGAAAUAAAGCGUAUUACACAAAAACUAUUGAAAUAAUAUUGAUUAAAAAUAUUAAAUUGGUGUUAACUGUCCUUUUAAAACAUGACGAUUGUAGAAUAUGUGACUUCGCUAGCGCAAAAUCCUUAUUUCGGGGCGGGUUUCGGCUUAUUCGGCGUUGGAGCCAGUGCUGCAAUUUUACGGAAAGGAUUCCAAACCUCUAUGAUAUUAUUUCGACGGCACUGCAUGAUCACACUUGAAGUACCAUGUAGAGACAAGUCUUACCAAUGGUUGCUGCAGUGGAUAACUCAGAAAGGUGCUAAACAAACGCAACAUUUAAGUGUGGAAACGUCUUUCCUUCAGAAGGACACUGGGCAAAUUAAAACUAAAUACGACUUUAUUCCCAGUGUAGGUCAGCAUUUUUUCAGAUAUCGUGGAGCCUGGAUCAAAGUAGACCGCACCAGGGAACAACAUACUCUGGAUUUGCAUAUGGGUGUUCCAUGGGAAACAGUAACCUUGACAUCCUUUGGCAGCAAUAAGCAACUAUAUUAUGAUAUACUGGAAGAAGCUCGGACAAUGGCACUAAAGCAGCACGAAGGCAUGACCAUUAUGUACACAGCAAUGGGGGCCGAGUGGCGACCAUUCGGACACCCGCGGCGCAGGCGUCCUCUGCACAGUGUAGUCUUGCGGGCUGGCUUGACAGACAGGAUCCUGGAGGAUUGUCUGGACUUUAUCAACCAUCCACAAUGGUAUACGGAAAGAGGGAUACCUUACAGAAGAGGUUACCUGCUGUAUGGCCCACCUGGUUGUGGAAAAUCAUCAUUCAUUAUGGCCCUAGCUGGAGAAUUGGAGUACAACAUCUGUGUACUUAAUCUGUCUGAGAGGGGUCUUACUGAUGACAGACUAAACCAUCUACUUAGCGUAGCCCCACAACAGUCGAUCAUCCUACUGGAAGACAUCGACGCAGCAUUCGUGUCGCGCGAGGAGACGCCCUCGCAGAAGGCGGCGUACGACGGCCUCAACCGCGUCACGUUCAGCGGGCUGCUCAACUGUCUGGAUGGCGUUGCAUCCACGGAAGCGAGGAUAGUCUUCAUGACCACUAAUUAUUUGGAAAGGUUGGACCCUGCGCUAAUUAGGCCCGGCAGAGUCGACAUGAAAGAGUACGUGGGCUACUGUGACCAGCAACAAGUUGAACUCAUGUUUUUGAGGUUUUACAAAGGAGAUGGAGCUGCAGAGCAUGCGAGGAUUUUUGCCGAGAACGUGAUGAAAUACAACACGCAAGUCAGCCCCGCUCAGAUACAAGGCUACUUUAUGUUCCACAAGCAUUCGCCUCCAACGGAAGUGGUCAAAGAUUUCGAGUCGAUUUGGACCCUUGGAUAAAACAUACCUACCAAAUUCAUAACUAGUCAUGAACUCCAGAAGAUCGCUAAGGCCGCUGUCAGUCCACUAGUCUUAAUGGAAUCGACAGAUUCAAGAGCCAUGUACAGGGUGGCCCAAAAAAACGUUGACAAAGAUUUUUUUAAGUUUUAAUAUUAAAUACUUACAUAACUUAUUCAAUACAACUUAAAAUUAAAAAUACAGCCUUUUUUAUUUAAGAAAAAUCAAUUGUCUUCAAAAUAGCCCCCUUUGGCUUUAAUGCACAAACGCAAACGUUUGGUAAAAUUUUCAACGAUAUGCCGCAGCUCCUCCAUGGUUAUUUUUGCCCACUCCUGGGUAAGUUUCGCUUUUAAAGCGUCUACACUCUUGUGUUUUGUAGCACAGGCCCUUGUUUCUAAGAUAGACCACAAACUAUAAUCCAUUGGAUUUAGAUCAGGUGAGUAGGGCGGCCACUCUUUCGAGCUUAUGAACCCUGGAAAAUUGUCUUUACACCACUGCUGCACACUUCGGGCCCUGUGAGAUGGAGCAGAGUCCUGCUGGAAUAUCCACGGCUGGUUGCCGAAAUGUUGUUGACUCCAAGGAAGAACUACAGCGUCCAGAAUAUCUCUCCUGUAUAUUUCUUGGUUUAUUUUUACACCCUUUUCAAUAAAAAUGAGAGGAGUUUUGCCUGUAGAGCAAAUACCACCCCAAACCAUAACUGAAUCCGGCUUUUGACGAUGGGGAAUGACUGCGACCUCUCCGGGGCGACUAGAAGAGUAAAUUCUGUCAUUUUGGUGAUUGUGGGCCUGUUCUAUACAAAAAAGUUUUUCAUCAGUAAAAAGGAUAUUUUUCCAUUUUUCAGUAGCGGCACGUCGCGUAAUCAAACGGCAUCUCUGUAGACGAACUUUUUUAUCUUUAUCUUCUAGAAGCUGAGCUUUACGUAGCUUAUAUGCCUUUAAUUUUAGAUCAUUAGCGACAAUACGUUGGACCGUUGAUCGGCUUACACCCAGUUCCCGAGCCAUUUUUCGCACUUUGGUCCGUGGAUUACGACUAAGCCGUUUUUUUAUAACAUUUCGAAGCCUCGGAGUCCUAACAGUCCUCUUUCUUCCUCUUCCUGGGCGGUCAGCAAGAUGCCCGAGUUCAUUAUACCGCCCAAUAGUCUUGGACACCAGUUGACGACUGACACCGAGCGAUCUAACUAUCUCACACUGUCGUUUUCCCGCUUCGUGCAAGGAAAUUAUUGCUUUACGCUGCGUAGACAUCAUAAAAACCAAAAAUAUUCAUAUAAUUCAAACAAGCUAUUAUUCAUAAAACGUUGCCAAUAUGUGUAAGAAUGUAACAGAAAAUGAACCGAAUUCGUUUGGCGUUCCAAAUUCAAAAAUUUUACUUUUUAAUUUUGUCAACGUAAUUUUGGGCCACGGUGUAUGUUUGCCAUCGGUCUUCCAAGUAGGAUGUUCUUAUUGAAUCGAAAAACGCCGUGCUUCAUUUCAGAACCAGGACACCGUUAUAUGUGCCCAAUAUGUAAUUCACGAGGUAGUCUCUUUGUCAACCUCAUUAGUGAGAUAGAGAUUUUGACAUAUAACAGGCACAGUUUAUUAGCGUUUAUCAAACUGCCCGUAGAUCCCAUUUGAUAGAACAAAAAGUAUGGGUGCGGGGUACAUGUGCGAACAGUUUGUUCAAGCUAGGUGCAACAGGAACAAGUACCUCAUGUGGCAUAUAAAGCCUGACCAGAAAGAUAUGAUCAUUGUUGAGAGGGCGCUGUUAUUGUCAUGUACAGGGUGACAGUUCAGUUUUCUAUGAAAAAUUUAGUUCCAAUGUAAUUCUGCGAUAUGGCGCGUGAUCAUAUAUUUCUGGCUUUAUCGCGUAUCGGUCAAAUUUCAGAGCACGUUAAAGGUCUUAGCACAUUGUUACAACUCAACAGCCACUCGACUCAAAAUUAAAUAUUGAAAUUAAAGCCUUAUCUUGUAUGUCCUAUAGUAGUUAGGGAGGUGGCGAGCAAAAUUUCGAUAUCAUCAGCACACAUGGCAGACGUUAUUAAUAGCAAUAAUGAUACCUUGAGAAACAUAAAGGACCUCGUCUGCCACCACGGUGGCGCUGCGUUGUCAAUUUACAGCGUUUCAAAUAUGUUAAAAAAAAAAGGUGGGCGAUAUUAUUUGCACAUGUCUGCCUCUGGGGCUGAUGAUCACAGUCAUCCUGUAAACACAAAAAAUCGAAGAGGCAGACAUCCAGGGCUCUGACUUUUGAAGUUUUCAAUUUUUUAAGUUAUUUUUAUUAUUUAAAAAACUGUAUAUGAAAUGCACACUUGGCAGAUUUGAAUUGUUCGAUUAAAAACAAUGAAAAGGACCACGGAAAAAUAGUCUGCCAGCGUGAUGCCGCUGCGUUGUCUAUUGACAGCGCUUCAAAAAUGUAAAAAAAAAAAAGAUGUGCUAUAUUAUGCGCACAUGUCUGCCUCUUGGACUGAUGUUUCAAUUUAUCAUGAAAACGAAAAAAAUCGAUGAGGCAGACGUUCAGACCCCUGAUAUUCCAAAGGCAGACCAUUUGAAUUUUUUUUUUUUUUUUUUUUUUUUUUUCAACUCGACACUCGCGCCAAGCUGCAAAUACAAAAUUUUGCAUCUACUGAAUAUUAUUGAAAAUAAUUAAUAGAAUCUAUACGAACGAUUUUCAAAACUCUUCAAAAUAUUUGGCUUCUGCCUGUUAACUGCGGCUCCGCAGGUAUAAAACAUCUCCAUAGUUCCUUUCGUAGUGUCUCUCUUUUAUCUGGGAAUAUGAGUGAGAACGGUAUAACCCAGUUCCGACCUUUUCCGUAUUGCGUACCUAAAUGUAUAUAGCGUAUACCUACAUCUAUAGAUACAUGUGGUAGUAUAGAAGUAAAUAGAAAGAAACAGGAGACAGCCUUCCCUCUUAUUUUGCACGCUUUCCCUCUCUCUCGCGCUCCCAGGCACUUCCACAAGGACGUCUCGAAAGCGUAAGGCUUUGUACACAGCAGAGGUUGCAGAGCAGGUUCUCCGAGACGCUCAUCAACAGUUUUGGAGUAUUUCGAGUAAUUGGAGUAUUUGGAGUCUUUGAAGUUUCUCGAGUAAUUUUAGUGUGUAAGCGCUUGAUACACAUAAUAACUUAAUAAACUGUCUCCCUACAAUUUCGACGCUUCCAAUUUGCCACCAUGUCAAACUGAAUUGACGGAACACUUUCUGAGGACUCUGUACAUUACGAAAAUUUGGAAGAAUGCCCACGAAAAAAAUCCUGUUGGUGAUUUGGACCCGAAUGAUUGUGGCUGGGAAGAAAAAGAUGGAACGCUGACAUUCAAAUGGUUCAAAGGAGAACAACUGCCCCAGUUCUACAGCGACGUCAUCUUCGAAGUUGAAGAUCCUGAACACCAAUCAGAUGAGGAAGGAGACAUGGAUGAAAGCGCCGACAUGAACGAUCGCCAAGGCUUCUCGGAUGCCAGUGAUGACGACGCUUUUUAAAUAUUAUCGCUUUUUGUUAACUUUUCUAUUGUAAAAAGAAGAAAAUAGAGCCGAGGUUAAAAAUCUACGUAUUUUAUACAAAUAAAAACUACAAUUGAAAAAAAUUCACUCUCCAAUUAAAGUUUCGAGCGCAUUUCGUUUCCUCUUAGCAUUUAAAACAAAUAAUUUCGUAGAUUUCAGCUCUAGAAGAAGUUGGAUUGUCACCGUGAGUUCAGCGAAUAACAAUAAACAAAAUAAUAAUAAUAAACCUAUAAAGAAUCACAAUAAUAACAUGCAAUACCCGCUUCCCCUUGAUUACGUCCAUUUCAAACCGUUAUAAAGUUAAAUAUCAGUGAGCAAAGUGUCUGCCAAAUGUUUUUUCGUAUCCACGGAGUCGUAAUGAAUCGAAUGGGGGCAAUGAGAACCGUGUGCAAAUGACUUAGUAGAGUUUUUUUUUCAAACACUUUUACAACUCCGUCCCAUGAUAAUGCAGAGCCCUGAAUGUCUGCCUCCUCGAUUUUCUUCGUUUCCAAGAUAUUUGUGACCAUGAACCCCAGAGGCAGACGUGUGCAAAUAAUUUGAUACCCCUUUUUUUUUUAACAACUUUAAUCGGCUGUAACGCGAAAACGCAGCGACGUAGGACCAUUAUUGACUGGACCAAAUCGAUUCGUACUGACGUAAACUGCAAUCUACCUCGAUGUGAAACGUGUGCAAAUCAUAUACCGAAAUGCUCGCCACCUCCCUAACUAUAGUACAAUGUUUAAAAUUUAGAACUGUCGGGUGGUCUACGCGUCGUCCACUCGUCGUCCACUAAGGUGAACCAAAAGUGAGUUGAGUUGGUGUGGAAUUGGCAUAGUGUGCGAAGACCUUUACACUGGACUUUAUUUAGCCAGUACCUAUACACAACAUGGUAUUUACACAUUCACUGCCAGCGACCCGCUAGGCCGGUUCACUACAUACGGUUUUGCCUGUUAUCGGCAUAUAGCGUGUAGCUCGCGCUGAAUGUAUUAAAUAGCAGAUUAUUUAUCUAUAUGAUGUUUCAUAGUAAAUAGGGCUUCUCAAUGAACCUAUCCAUGUAUGAUAGCAACUGUACAUACUAAAGAUGGGCCGAACAUUCGUUAAAUGUUCGGCAAGUUUUCCAAUAAUGUUCUUAUUCGACCGAACUAUUCGGUUAAAUUGACGAAUAUUAGCAAAAAAAAUAUGUUUGUCCUGUUGUAACACUGUAAAACUUUCUCGAGAGCUUUUCAAGUACCUACUCUUGCUAUCAGGUUACGUUUUCCCGUAGUCAUUAAAGUAGAUGAUGAGUCAUGUUGAA
Cydia pomonella (codling moth) is the source of this 6126-nucleotide messenger RNA. RefSeq names its product mitochondrial chaperone BCS1 (gene Bcs1). NCBI's taxonomy places the organism in Eukaryota, Metazoa, Arthropoda, Insecta, Lepidoptera, Tortricidae. The transcript has 8 exons. Gene Ontology annotation, cellular component: mitochondrial inner membrane. The record is from RefSeq and is a predicted model, not a curated record. Gene Ontology annotation, molecular function: ATP binding; ATP hydrolysis activity. Gene Ontology annotation, biological process: protein insertion into mitochondrial inner membrane from matrix; mitochondrial respiratory chain complex III assembly. Bases 118 to 1392 code for a protein of 424 amino acids.